AUGCCUGAACCAGCCAAGUUGGCUCUGGUGCCCAAGAAGGGCUCCAAGAAAGCCAUGACCAAGAACCAGAAGAAGGAUGGCAAGAAGAAGAAUAAGAGAAAGAAGGAGAGUUAUGCCAUCUACUGUACAUGUAGAAGGUGCUCAAGCAGUUCCAUCCUGACAUCCAAGCCCAUGAGCAUCAUGAACUACUUUAUAGAGGUGGCGGAAGCACAGAUCCACAGAAUGAAUGAAGCAGAUCCUGAUAUUGCAGCCCCUCAUGUACUGCAUUCUCUCCAGCAAGGAAAACAUUAUGGUGCAUGGUAG
Staurois parvus is the source of this 303-nucleotide messenger RNA. The record is from the annotation of a GenBank genome assembly. NCBI's taxonomy places the organism in Eukaryota, Metazoa, Chordata, Amphibia, Anura, Ranidae.